AUGGUGUUUUUCAAAUCAAUUCGCCUGGUUGAUGCUAGUGCAAAAUAUGGUGAUGGUCAAAGAAUGAUGGUAGCUAACGAAGUCAUUGAAAAAGGCGAAAAGAUAUGGUGGUGUACAUGUGGUGAUGAUGAUGAAAUAUUGUCGCGUGAUGAAAUAUUAACGUUAUGUGUUGAUUAUCCACAUUUGAAAAAAUUUCUCUGCUGGUAUUCGUAUAUGAUUGCUGAUGAUACAUACUGCAUACCAAAGACAUAUUGCGAACAACGAAAUAACGAUGAAUGCUGUUUAUUCAAUCAUUCUUGUGAACCAAACUGCGGUAUGUAUUAA
Didymodactylos carnosus is the source of this 324-nucleotide messenger RNA. The record is from the annotation of a GenBank genome assembly. Lineage: Eukaryota; Metazoa; Rotifera; Eurotatoria; Philodinida; Philodinidae.